Messenger RNA from Salvia splendens (bonfire salvia), 5124 nucleotides. RefSeq names its product pentatricopeptide repeat-containing protein At1g25360. The record is from RefSeq and is a predicted model, not a curated record. Gene Ontology annotation, biological process: RNA modification. Gene Ontology annotation, molecular function: RNA binding; protein binding; zinc ion binding. The coding region runs from base 195 to 2624 and encodes 809 amino acids. Lineage: Eukaryota; Viridiplantae; Streptophyta; Magnoliopsida; Lamiales; Lamiaceae. The transcript has 5 exons.
AAAAUUUUAAUUUCAUUGAAAAAUAAAAUUAGUUGGGCUUUUGAUGUGUUAGAAAAAAUAAUAACUAGAAAUAUUCAUUAUUUUUUGGAAAUGAAUAUUUAUUCUAAAAUUUUUAACAAAUCCACAACACUGCUGCCUCGCCGCCGGAUUCAUGAUUUUGAGCGUUUGAAUCUCCAAGAAUUUCGGCUAUACUGAUGUCCGCCGCAAAAGCUGUAUAUCCCAUUCAAAUACUCCGGCAAACGGUGGAUAUCAGUGCCUUGGCCAAUAACUACGCUGCCAAGCUUCUUCUAUGCCACCAGCGCGGCCCUUCCGGCCACCAUAUCGCCGCCGGCAUCCAUGCCCACAUGAUUGCAUCCGGUUUUAUUCCACGCGGCCACAUUCGUAACCGUUUGAUUGACAUUUACAGCAAAUCCUCUCGUUUGAGCUACGCAGAGAAACUGUUCGAUGAAAUUCCCGAACCAGACAUUGUUGCAAGAACCACUAUGAUCGCAUCAUAUUCUGCUUCUGGGAGCCCCAAUUUGGCCAAAGAGAUAUUCGAAAAAACCCCGCUGAGAAUCCGAGACACGGUCUGCUACAAUGCCAUGAUCGCGAGCUGUUGCCAUGGCAACGACGGCCAUGCUGCCGUUCGUCUCUUCAAUGAAAUGAGGCGGAAGAGGUUCGAACCCGACUGUUUCACUUUCACAAGCACGCUUGCAGCUUUGGCCCUUAUAGCCACUCGCGAGGAGCAAUGCAAGCAGAUGCAUUGUGUUGUGCUCAAAUCAGGCUGCGGUUUGGUUACUUCUGUUUUAAAUGCACUCUUAUCUGCUUAUGUCAAGUGUGCGUUUUCUCCCUUCGUGUCUUCUUCUUCGCUUUUUGCCUCUGCGAGGAAACUGUUUGAUGAGAUGCCGGUAAAGGAUAAGCUGUCGUGGACAACGAUGAUCACAGGGCAUGUGAGAAACAAAGAUCUUGAUUCUGCUAGAGAAGUUUUUGACUCGAUGGAUCAAGAUUUGGUGGUGGCGUGGAAUUCUAUGAUUUCGGGAUAUGUACAAGAGGGGUUGGUUGUGAAAGUCUUUGAGAUGUUCAGAAAAAUGCAGUCUUUAGGGGUUAAAUACGAUGAUUUUACCUACACUAAUGCGUUGAGCGCUUGUGCUGAUUGGAGCUUGAUUCUUCAUGGUAAGCAAAUUCAUGCGUACAUUCUUCGGAUAGAGGCAAAACCCCCAACGGAUUUCAUGGUUUCUGUGACCAACGCCUUGAUCAGUUUAUAUUGGAAGUGUGGUAAAGUUCACCAAGCAAGAAACAUUUUCGAUGCCGCUUGCACCAAGGAUCUUGUUUCAUGGAAUGCGAUGUUAUCAGCUUAUGUGAGUGUGGGGGAAAUUGACGAGGCGAAAGCCAUUUUUGAUGAGAUGUAUGAGAAAAACGUUUUAUCGUGGACAGUUAUGAUAUCAGGGUUAGCACAACAUGGCUUAGGCGAAGAAGCUCUGAAACUUUUCAAUAGGAUGAAGUCUUGUGGGCUUGAGCCGUGCGACUAUGCAUUUUCAGGCGCUAUUACCUCUUGCGCUGUGCUUGCAUCUUUGGAACAAGGGCGUCAGCUCCACGGACAGCUUAUCCGACUUGGCUUUGACUCGAGCCUUUCAGCAGGAAAUGCUCUUAUAACAAUGUAUGCUAGAUGUGGUGCUCUUGAUGCUGCAUACAAGGCGUUUCUCACAAUGCCGUGUCUCGACUCUGUGUCGUGGAAUGCAAUGAUAGCAGCGCUUGGUCAACACGGACAUGGGGCCAAAGCAACGGAGUUAUACGAAGAGAUGUUGGAAGAGUACAUUUUGCCUGAUAGGAUAACAUUCCUCACAGUCCUCUCUGCUUGUAGUCAUGCCGGUUUAGUUGAUGAAGGAAAGAAAUACUUCGAAUCCAUGAAGGAAGUGUAUGGAAUAACUCCCUGUGAAGAUCAUUAUGCACGUCUCGUUGAUUUGUUGGCUCGAUCUGGGAGAUUAACCGAAGCUCAAAAUGUGAUCCAGACCAUGCCUUUUGAGGCCGGUUCACAAAUUUGGGAGGCUUUGCUUUCUGGCUGCCGUCUUCAUGGAAACAUGGACUUAGGCGUCCGUGCUGCUGAAAAACUCUUUGACAUGAUUCCGAAGCAUGAUGGCACGUAUAUCCUUUUGGCUAAUAUGUUUGCCGCUGCAGGGCGGUGGGAUAGUGUUGCCACAGUCCGUAAAUUUAUGAGGGACCGAGGAGUUAAGAAGGAGCCGGGGUGUAGCUGGCUUGAGGUUGAGAAGAAGGUUCACGUGUUUUUGGUUGACGAUGCUGUGCACCCUGAGAUUCAUCAAGUGUAUAAAUAUUUGGAGGUGUUCGUUUUAAGGUUAAGGGAAUUGGGAUAUGUUCCGGAUACUAAGUAUGUAUUGCACGAUAUAGUGUCGGAACAAAAGGAGCAGUCGUUAUCCACUCAUAGUGAGAAGUUGGCGGUCGUUUAUGGACUCCUGAAGCUUCCUCGUGAAGCCACCAUUAGAGUCUUCAAGAACCUGCGUAUUUGUGGGGACUGCCACAAUGCAAUCAAGUUCAUGUCGAAAGCUGAGAGUAGAGAGAUUAUCGUAAGAGAUGUGAAAAGGUUUCGUCAUUUUAAGGAUGGCGAAUGCUCUUGUGGUGAUUACUGGUGAAGGAAAUGUGCGUCUUGGUUUUAAUUGUGGGUGAGCAAUCGAGCCAUCCUCGAUCUAAGGAAUUGCUGCCACCUCCUUAACUCUCAUGUCCCCUAAAGCAAGACUACUUGUUGCGUUUCUCCUUUUAGUGAAGAAAACGCUGCUUCUUGACUUGCAGAGUUGGUCUAUUCUUCUGGUCGCUCUCGAACGUCCAUGUUCCAUGGCACCAGAGCAAAUACUUCUUCAAGUAUGAAGUUUUAUGGAAGUGUGGAAUUCAAAACCUGAGCUCCGUGGCGAAGGGGAUGAGAUCGAGUCAAUAAGGGAAGCAGAAGAAACGAGACGAGAUGAGAGGAAGAUGCAGCGAAGUUGAAAGAGCAAUGUAGCUUGGAGGCACUUGCAACGAGCAAUUAGGCACGCGAAAGGUAAAAAAAAGGUAGCAGAGAAGACGCAACGCAUAUUUAUGGUGGCAUGGAGCAAUUAGGCAAUGCAUAUUUAUGGUGGCAUGGAGUGAGUAGUCCAUUUUUUUCAUUUUGUUUUGAUAUUGUAUUUUAUUAAUAAUUUACUCCUUCUGUCCAACUACAAGUGGGGCGUUUUUUUUCCGGUUGUUUUGCGAAGAUAAUAAAUAGUUAAAGUGAAGAAAAAGUAAAGGAAGAGAGUGAAUAAAAUAGAAGAGAGUCUAUAUGCAUUAUUAUCUUACUUACUUUACUUUAUCUCUAUUCUAACUAUUUAUUACAUUAUUUUUACAAAAUAAUGUUCGAUUUGGGGCGCCUCACUUGUAGCAAGUACUCCACUACUCUUUUUACUUAUUGAAAGGAAAUUUGUGUAUUUGUUUUACCACUCACUCAGCAGUCACAUCAGCGGCGCCACCGUAACUCAUCGGCCAUCUGAAUUCACGGCAUAGCAGACUGCAAUAAUCUGGAUACUCUAACCAUUUAAACUCUGGAAAUUCCCUCUAAACAAUCUCGAAAUGAAGAGGGGAUGCUUCGUGAAUUUACCGUUAGAAAUCCCUAUCAAUAUCCUGUCACGGCUCCCCCCUAGAGCUGUUUUUCGUUGCAAGUGUGUUUGCAAAUAAUGGCUUAAGCUACUCGACACUCGCAACUUUGUCAAGUUACAUAUUUCUAAAUCAGUCCCGGGGAUGGCUGUUGUUCGGUCUAGUGUGGAGUCUAACUCGUACGAAAUCUUUGAAUUUGAAGACGACCUUGAUCCUGAACUCCAUCAUCUCCGCUACAGCUCGGUCACCAAGUUUCUUUUCCCUCGCGCUGCACUGAUACGGGGUUCAGCUAAUGGGUUGCUAUUUCUGACCGGCGGCCAACCUUAUGUAUGCAACCCUAUAACACGACGCUUUAUCAAGCUUCGUCCGUAUCUAGACUCUCCCCACUCUUCAUCUGAUACAGUUGCGUAUGGAUUUGGAGUGACUAAAACGACUGGCCAACAUAAGGUGGUUCGGAUUGUCUAUGACUAUAGUUUCGAAACAGAGGAUUCGCCUAAUAUUAGGCUUACCAAAUCUCAUUGUGAGGUGUACACUCUUGGAGCUCGUACAUGGAGAAGCGUCAUACCCGUUGCCCUGGUACUGUUCGACACAAUUGGGAUAUUUCUUAAUGGAAAUCUUCACUGAUUGGUGGCAAAUCCAAACAGCCCACCACAAAUUUGUUGCUUUGAUCUCGAAACAGAGCUUUUCAGCACCUUCUUUCAUCCCCCUCUGGUGAAUGAAGGGUCUCUAGGGAGCUUGUCGGCUUUGGCGGGUAGUCUAUGCCUUUGUGAUAAUUCAACUGAAGAAUAAAUCAUCAUCUGGGUGAUGGAAGAAUAUGGGGUUGACACAUCUUGGAGAAAGGAAUAUGUUAUCAACAAAGAUCGCGACGUUUGUGGAGACUAAAUGAUUGUUUCCCCUAUUAAAUUUUUUGAAGAUGGUGACAUUCUGAUGGUAUAUAUAGAAUCCCUGCUGUUCUACUACUCUGAAAAGACGAAAACUAUUAGGAAGACUCAGAUGUUUGAAGCUUGUAGUGGAAAUCAUUUUCGUGCGAAUGCAAUUCUCCACACCCCAAGCUUUCUGUCGCUGAGAAAUUUCGGAAAGGAGCUAGAACCAACUUUCACUGAGGAUCACUAUGAGCUUUUUACUUGAUGUAUCAGAUCGGCUAUCUAACACGAUGCAGAAAAUUGGUCUAGGAAUAAUUGAAGCUAAAGCAUCUGCGAUUUAUGGAUACAAGAGCCAUGGAGCAUCUGCUCAAGUUUGAAUCUCUGAUGGUCUUUUUGCUUUGCACUUUGGGGCCAAUUUCAAUCUAGUGUGACUCUCUCUAUAUAUUUGCAUCUCUCCCGACUCGCACUCUCGAUCCCACUAUUCAUCUUUGCUAUCUCUCAUAGCAAUGCUCUUAACAAUCGUUCUAUAGAAAAAAGAGUUCGAUGAUGGUGUAAAUAUAUAGGUCUUUAUUAGAAUGCUUGUUUCCUGUUUUAAUUAUAAUCAAUAAUGAUAAUUUUUGUUGGCUUCUUGCCACUCCCCUAACUUAUAAAACCAUAAUUUUUUGUA